Molecule: messenger RNA, 1092 nt
Organism: Rotaria sordida
Lineage: Eukaryota; Metazoa; Rotifera; Eurotatoria; Philodinida; Philodinidae
Source: the annotation of a GenBank genome assembly
AUGACUCCAAAAUCAAAAAAGGCAAGAUUAUCACGUGCAACUCGUGCUGGUAUCAUUUUUCCAGUAUCACGUAUACAUCGUCAACUUCGAUCACUUCCAAGUGCUCCGAAACGAAUAACACAAGGUGCAUCCGUUUAUUUAUCAGCUGUCAUUGAAUACCUUGUUGCUGAAUUACUUGAAUUAAGUGGUAAUGCUGCACGUGAUUGUCGUCGUACUCGUAUUAUACCAAGACAUAUUUUACUUGCUUAUGCUAAUGAUUAUGAAUUAAAUCGAUUACUUAGUAAUUGUAUAUUGCCUGAUAGUGGAGUACUUCCGAAUAUUCAUCUUGCUCUUUUUUCUAAAAUUACUGGUAAAAUUCAAAAUAAAUCAUCAAUAUCACGAGGAACAAAAAAAAAUGUAUCAUCCACUGGUAAUACUGCUAAGACAAGUUUACAUAAACCGACUUUAAAGAAAAAAGGUCAAGGAAGUUUUAAUGUAUUGGGUACACCAUCAUCAAAGGCUGCUGCACUUAAAGGUACUGCAGUAACAACACUUUCUGAACGUGUUCUUAUUCGUGGACAAAAAUUAACUGUUGUUCAAGGAAGUAUUGUUAAUAUUAAAGCUGAUGCUAUUGUUCUUCCAACAAAUGAUUCAUUUUAUAUGGGUGGUGAAGUUGGUAAUGCUUUGGCUAAAGCAGGAGGACAACAACUUCGAGAUGCUGUAGCUCAAGCAGCUAAAAAUGCAACAAUACCAAAUGCGGGUGAUGUGGCUAUAAGUAAUGCACCAAAUUUAUCUGCUUCACAUUUAAUUCCUGUUCAUUCACCAAAAUGGAAUGCUGCUCAACAAGAUGAAUCCAUUGGAGAACUUGAUAAAGCCACUUUAAAUAUUUUAACUUUAGCUGAUCAACAAGGUCUUACAUCAGUAGCUUUACCAAGUAUUAGUAGUGGACGUGCUGGUUUUCCAAAACAAACGGCUGCACAAACAAUUCUUGCUGCUUUAUCAAAAUAUUUUCGACAAACAGCAACAACAAAUAUUCAACAAGUAUUUUUUGUUUUAUACGAUGCUGAAAGUGUUAAUGUUUAUACAACUGAAUUGCAACGUAUGGUUGAAUGA